This is a messenger RNA of Nelumbo nucifera (sacred lotus), 1260 nucleotides long. The record is from RefSeq and is a predicted model, not a curated record. NCBI's taxonomy places the organism in Eukaryota, Viridiplantae, Streptophyta, Magnoliopsida, Proteales, Nelumbonaceae.
AUGGUUGAUGUUACAACUGGCAAGCUUCCAUUGAUUUAUGCAGGUACAUGUAUAGGUGUUGUAAUACUUGUUGUUGGUUAUUGGUUGUACCAAGUACWAAAGAAAAGACAAAUCAAUGAACGCAAAGAGAAUUUCUUCAAAAGAAAUGGUGGUUUGUUAUUGCAACAACAAAUCUUAUCCAUAGAAGGCAAUGUUGAGAAAAUAAAGGUUUUUAUGGCAGAAGAAUUAGGAAAGGCAACUGAUCAAUACAAUGAGAACAGAGUUCUUGGUCAAGGGGGACAGGGAACAGUUUAUAAAGGUAUGCUAUCAGAUGGAAGGAUUGUGGUAAUCAAGAAAUCAAAAAUACUUGAUGAAAGUAAACUUGAACAAUUCAUUAAUGAGAUAGUCAUCCUUUCCCAAAUCAAUCAUAGGAAUGUGGUUAAAUUGUUAGGGUGUUGCUUAGAGACAGAAAUUCCUCUACUAGUCUAUGAAUUCAUCUCUGGUGAAACACUUUUCUAUAAUAUUCAUCAUAAAAAUGAGGAUUUUUCAUUGUCAUGGGAUAAUCGCUUAAGAAUUGCCACUGAAGUUGCAGGACCAGUUGCUUACUUGCAUUCAGCAGCUUCCAUACCAAUAUAUCAUAGAGACAUAAAGUCUUCAAAUAUUUUCCUAGAUGACAAAUAUAGAGCUAAGGUUGCAGACUUUGGGACUUCAAGAUCAAUUGCAAUUGAUAAAACCCACUUAACAACAAUAGUGCAAGGAACUUUUGGAUACUUGGAUCCUGAGUAUUUUCAAUCAAGUCAAUUCACAGAGAAGAGUGAUGUUUAUAGCUUUGGGGUUGUUCUUGUGGAGCUACUAACAGGGGAGAAACCAAUUUCUUACACUAGACCUACAGAAGGGAGAAACUUAGUUACAUAUUUUAUUUCUUCAAUGGAUGAGAAUUGACUUUUUGAGAUUCUUGAUGCUCAAGUUGUAAAAGAGAGUAGAAAAGAGGAGUUACAAGUGGUUGCCAACCUUGCAAAGAGAUGCUUGAGUUUAAAUGGRAAAGAAAGGCCAACAAUGAAAGAAAUUGCUUCAGAACUUGAAGGGUUGAGGAGGUACGAAGGAUUCACUCAAUUUCAAAGGAACAUUCAAGAGGUGCAAUUCAUCAAGGAUGAGCCAUCAAGUAUAUGGGGGACAAGUUCACCAUCAACCGGAUGUAGAAGUUUAGAGAGUGGUUUUACAUUACAACUAAAUGAACCACCACUGCUGCUUAAUCCAUACUCUCUCAAUCAACUUAAGUAA